Messenger RNA from Manihot esculenta (cassava), 1522 nucleotides. RefSeq names its product transcription factor bHLH91. Gene Ontology annotation, molecular function: protein dimerization activity. The transcript has 3 exons. The coding region runs from base 17 to 1384 and encodes 455 amino acids. Gene Ontology annotation, biological process: regulation of DNA-templated transcription; anther wall tapetum development. Lineage: Eukaryota; Viridiplantae; Streptophyta; Magnoliopsida; Malpighiales; Euphorbiaceae. The record is from RefSeq and is a predicted model, not a curated record.
AGUUGCUAGUGCAAAGAUGUAUGAAGAGACAGGUUGCUUUGAUCCCAACUCUAUGGUUGAAGGACCAGAUGAUGGACUUUCUCAAGUUUUGCAACCUCCACCUCCUCCACCACUCAUGGCAGGAAGCACCACAAAUAGCCAUAAUAGCUUUGAAGAGAAUCUCAAGCUGUCUACUGAAGAGCUAUCUUACCACCAUAGCAAUCAAGAGGAUGCUACUGCAGCUAUGGAACUCCAACUUCAGAAUCAACAGAUGGCUUUUAAUACCCAUCUGAUGCAAGAUUCUUCAAAUCAAGUUUUGGCUUUCACUUCAUCUUCUUUAGCAGAUGCAUCUUAUACUCCAACAGCAGAUCUUCUCAAUAUUUUUCACUUGCCCAGAUGCUCACCUUCUUCUUUGCUCCCAAAUUCUUCCAUCUCCUUCGCAAACCCUACCCAUACAGCUCCACUAGGCUUUGUUGGAGACCUUCCAAUGACAGAUACAGCAUCUGCUUCCUCCAUUCUCUAUGACCCACUUUUUCACCUGAAUCUUCCUCCACAACCUCCUUUAUUCAGGGAAUUAUUUCAAUCUCUACCUUCACAUGGCUACUCUUUGUCUGGCUCAAGAGGCAGCUCCUUGUUUGGUGGUGGAGGAGAUGAUCAUGUUGAGGGAAGUGGAGGAGGAGGGCUUUACCAAGAUGGGGAUGGAGAGCAACAGUUUGAUAAUGGAGUAUUAGAAUUCACAUGGGACAUGGCUUGUAUGGGUAAAGGAAGAAAAUCUGGGAAAAUAACCAAACACUUUGCCACUGAGCGCCAAAGGAGACAACAUCUGACAGACAAGUACCAAGCCCUAAAAGAUUUGGUUCCUAACCCUACCAAGAAUGAUAGAGCAUCUGUGGUUGGAGAUGCAAUAAAUUACAUAAAAGAGCUACUUAGAAAUGUAAAUGAGCUGAAAAUACUAGUGGAAAGAAAGAGAUGUGCAAGAGAAAGGAACAAAAGACUCAAGACUGAAGAAGAUUCCAUAGGGAAUAAUGGGCAUGAGACUUCUUCUAUCAUAAAGCCUCUUGGUGACCCAGAUCAGUCCUUCAAUAACAUAUCAUUAAGAAGCUCUUGGCUUCAAAGAAAAUCCAAGGACACUGAGGUUGAUGUUAGAAUAGUAGAUGAUGAAGUUACUAUCAAACUUGUUCAGAGAAAGAAGAUUAAUUGCUUGCUUUCUGUGUCCAAAGUCCUUGAUGAACUUCAGCUUGAUCUCCAUCAUGUUGCUGGUGGCCACAUUGGAGAUUACUACAGCUUUCUGUUUAAUACCAAGAUAUAUGAAGGGUCAUCAGUUUAUGCAAGUGCAAUAGCAAACAAGCUGAUUGAGGUGGUGGACAGGCAAUAUGCAUCAACUCCAUCUUCAAGUUGCUAUUAAUGGGCUGGGGAAGGAUUAAUAUAUAAAUUGCUAGAUAUAUAGGAAUAUGUUAGAGCAAAUGGGUAGGUGAAAAAUGAGACCUAGCUUGGCUUUUGUUGUCUUUGUGGAAGUGGUUAUUAAAUAAGAGUAGAUCUAAUG